AUGUCGGUUACUGAGUUCGAAUAUAAAACUGGCCUUUCAGCUCUUCGUUUAACAAAUUCAAGUGGUUCUGCAUCUGUCGAAGUAUUAUUAUAUGGUGCACAUGUUCUUUCAUGGACCGUACAUAAUAAACAAAUCUUGUUUCUUAGUGAUAAAGCUAUAUUUGAACGAGGAAAGGCUAUUCGUGGUGGUAUACCUAUUGUAUGGCCUCAGUUUGGACCUGGUCCAUUACCACAACAUGGUUUUGCUCGUGUCAAAACAUGGCAAUUAGGAAAAACAAAUACAAAUAAUGAUGUUAGCAUCGAAUUACAUCUUUCACAUGAUGAAGAUACAUUGAAAAUAUGGCCACAUAAAUUCAAUUUAACAAUUACUAUUCGUUUGAGUGAAAAAUCAUUUAGUCAAGAAUUAACUGUUCACAAUCAAGAUGAUCAAACAUUCGAAUUUACUGCAUUAUUUCAUACAUAUUUUACUGUUGAUAAUAUAAAAACAACGAAAAUAUCUGGUUUAAAUAAUGUUACUUAUAUGGAUAAAGUCGAUGAAGGUAAAACGAAAACAGAAACCAAUAAAGUUAUCGAAUUUACGGGCGAAACUGAUCGUGUCUAUAAAAAUGGUGGUAAAAAUAGUAAUCCUAUUCUUAUUGAUGAUUAUAUUCAAGUAAUUGGUUCAAGUACAAUGUCCGACAUUGUCGUAUGGAAUCCUUGGGAAGAAAAAGCCAAAGGAGCUGUUGAUAUUGGUGAACAUAAUUUUCCAAAAUUUGUUUGUAUUGAAGUUGGUCAUGUCAAUGAUGCUGUCAAAUUAGACAAGGAUCAAUUAUGGAAAGGAUCACAGGAAAUAACGUUAUUAAAAUAA
Molecule: messenger RNA, 846 nt
Organism: Rotaria sordida
Lineage: Eukaryota; Metazoa; Rotifera; Eurotatoria; Philodinida; Philodinidae
Source: the annotation of a GenBank genome assembly